Molecule: messenger RNA, 1164 nt
Organism: Indicator indicator
Lineage: Eukaryota; Metazoa; Chordata; Aves; Piciformes; Indicatoridae
Gene: ZCRB1
Product: zinc finger CCHC-type and RNA binding motif containing 1
Exons: 8
Coding region: 57-707 (216 amino acids)
Biological process (GO): mRNA splicing, via spliceosome
Cellular component (GO): U12-type spliceosomal complex
Molecular function (GO): RNA binding; zinc ion binding
Source: RefSeq, a predicted model, not a curated record
UCGUCCUGUGUCGCGUCACACCAUGGGCACCUGAGGAGCCCCGCCGUGACGGAAAAAUGAGUGGUGGGUUGGCACCAAGCAAAAGCACAGUGUAUGUGUCCAAUUUACCCUUCGCUUUGACAAACAAUGAUCUAUACAGGAUAUUUUCCAAGUAUGGGAAAGUUGUCAAAGUUACUAUUAUGAAAGACAAAGACACCAGGAAGAGCAAAGGAGUCGCCUUUAUUUUGUUUUUGGAUAAAGAAUCUGCACAAAACUGUUCUCGGGCACUUAAUAACAAACAGUUGUUUGGAAGAGUAAUAAAAGCAAGUAUUGCCAUUGAUAAUGGAAGAGCAGCAGAAUUCAUUCGCAGGCGUAACUACUUUGAUAAAUCUAAGUGCUAUGAAUGUGGGGAAGCAGGCCACUUAAGUUAUGCUUGUCCUAAAAAUAUGCUAGGAGAGCGAGAGCCACCAAAGAAAAAAGAAAAGAAGAAGAGAAAGAAAAUAGCUGAGCCAGAAGAAAUUGAGGAGGAAGAAGAAAGUGAAGAGGAAGGAGAAGACCCUGCUCUAGAUAGCCUCAGCCAAGCCAUAGCUUUUCAGCAAGCCAAAAUUGAGGAAGAACAACAAAGAUGGACACAGACUGCAGGGGAAUCCUCAAUUGCAGAUGAUUCCAAGCGUCCACGGAUAAAGAAAAGUGCUUAUUUCAGUGAUGAGGAAGAACUUAGUGAUUGAAAUAAUACUGAUGUAUAUGCAUAUAUAAUUUAUAUAGUGUACAUUCUGUAAAGUGCUACAAAAUUAUCUGUAAUACAGAUUUGUUGAAGAUACUUAGAAAUCGUGUUGUAGUUCUACUCUGUCCCGUGAACCUUCAAUAUUUUGAUAUCUCUCUCUCUCAAAAUUUCUUUCAAGGCAGCUUCUUAAGAAAAUUACAUAUUUCUACACUUGAAUCCAGAGAAAUAUCUGUGAGUGAAAUCUUCCAUAAGAGAGUUUCCCAAGUUGUUUUUUGUAAGAGGAGUUCCUCUUGGCAUCACUGUUAGCAUCACUUACGUUAGCAUCACAUUGGUCCGUUUAUUGCCUGUUUGGAAGCAAUGUUUCGGUAGUCCUGUAGUAGCAUAUGAAUUUUUUCACUGAUUCUUCUGCAUAGGGUUGACUUUGAACCUUUAUCGUUGUACUAAUAUUUUAAGUCUUCAUA